Molecule: messenger RNA, 10335 nt
Organism: Paramuricea clavata
Lineage: Eukaryota; Metazoa; Cnidaria; Anthozoa; Malacalcyonacea; Plexauridae
Source: the annotation of a GenBank genome assembly
CGCUGCCUUAACAACUGACGGUUAUGACAAUCCAGCUCUAAGAUCGAACACUGUGGUCUUAAAGUAAAAAGAGCCAAAGCAGAUCUACUUCAGGUAAGAGGUAUUUUGUUUCUUGUGUAUAUAUGCGUCGAACAGAUCGUGCCUGUAUCAAUAAAUGUUUAUUCUGGCAUUCUGCGGCUACUUUUGCAAAUGCGCUCAGACCCAGUGGGAUAUAAACUGCAUACUGAAUAUAAUUAUUUUGCGGUUACAUUGAAAAGGUUCCAAAAACGCCUAUUAACAUGUACGUAAUAUGUCGUCUAUAUGACGUGCAUUUACUUUAUCUUUGAAGUGAUUAGUAAGUUGUAUUGAUGGCUGUCUAUUUGGAAACGUUAUAAAGCAGACUAUGCUAGAUAAUAUCAACAUUCUUGAUCGAACGCAUCCUGGGGUGACUCCAGACCUCGUUAGCAUACCGCGCGGUGAAAAUACACAAUACUUGACCUAUAUGCCCAAAACAAACUAGUAGCUAGCAAUUUCAACCAUAUCAUUAUGUUUCAAUCUAACCACCUAAUAUAUGUCUAACUGAUCGAAUUCUGAUCAACUAUACGAAUGGUUGGCCGCAUGCCAUCCGAAAAAGGAGCUAUUCGGCUGUCGGUUCCUGAAAACUAUUCCGUCUAUUUUCGCACUGCUGAUCAAAAUUGCAUUCCGGUAAUUUUAAUAUGAAGAAAAUUCUAUGUUAUUUAGACGAUCAAUGAAAGCUAUUAUCGUAACCGUAGGAGCGCUCACCGCUGCCUUAUUCAUCUCGUGUUGUGUCGCUGUUGGGCCUUUUGAGCUUCCGGAUGGUAAGUUUGAGCUGCCUUUGACAAGUAUUAUUGCUCCUGUCAUCAAGGCCGCCUUUUUAAAUUAAAGCCACUUUAAGGGCCUGUUCAUAUGGGAAGAAGUUAUCCCGGUUAUCGAGAAAACAUUUCGACCAGUUGAUAUCGCCUUGUUAUGAAAAUAAUAUGAAAAGUUACACUGUAUUCAUAUGAGACGAAAAGUUUUCCCGUGUACCGACUACCGAGUUUGUACCGACUACCAAUGUUUUCUCGCUGACCGGGAUAACUUUUCCCCAUAUGAAAAGGUCCUAAAUGUCAAUGAUUCUUUAUGACCUUAUGUAAAAAUGUGGCAAUAGUUUUAGCCUAUCCGAGUCUUUCAAAAUUCCAUGACAAUGUAAAUAGCCGAAUUCAUAUUAGGGACGGGAAACUCGUCUGCGAAAACCCGUCUGAAUAUGAAUUUAGGGACGGGUAAAUUCGAAUUUAAGACAAGUUUCCCGUCUAGAUGAGAUUCCCGUCUAACUUUCCCGUCUGUUUAGACGGGUAAGUUAGACGGGAAAGUUCGGACGGGAAACUCGUCUGCGCCGGGAUUCAUAUUAGACGAGUUUAAUCCCAAGUCAAAGUCAAUGAGAGUUGAUUAGAAUUGAGAAGCGAGAGUUUGCACGUGAGUUUUCUAAACUCUCAUGCCCAAACGAGAACAAGAGUUGCAUGGGAGUUGAUGAGAGUUGACAGGAUAUUACCGCGUGAUAGUAGAAAUUCUUAUCAAGUCUCGUUAGAAUUCAAAUUUUUCAAUAUCAGUUCAAAGUCAAUGAGAGUUGACGAGAGUCGAUGAGGAUGGUAAUCAAACGCGAGCGGGAGUUGCAACUCUCAUCAUCUUUAGAGGUUUAAGUACGUUUCCAUUUUACAGACAAGGCAAGUCCUCCACCAACCUACGAUUUCAAUGGUUUUAACAUGACAUUGCGUGAAGGCGACAUUGUUGACCGAGGUGGCGACAGAAUCGGCGAGGCGGCUGCAGUGGGCGUACCUUGGAAGAACGGCCGUAUACCUUAUGUCCUAGAUUGCAGUAUAAGUAAGUUUCGAUGAAGUCGAUCACACUGACGUUUUCAAGAGCGAGCACAAAAGAAUUGGAUACAAAAUAAUAUACAACAUGUUCACUGUAAAUUAUAUUGCAAAACCCCAUAAUUUAUGAGAAAAAUUCAAAAGAACACAAUAUUUUAAUGAGGUGUUGUAUCCGCAUAUGCAAAAUUCUCCUGAUUUCCAUAAUCUUUUUCCUCGUUUUUCUCAGUUGAAAUCACUUCCUUUUAAAAAUUUGUUCCAAACCACGACUGUUUAAACCCAGGGAUGGAUUUACUGGGGGGGUGCUAUUUUUCAUGAUAAAGCAAAAAAAUAUUUGAGACAAAAUGAGAUACAGUAAUUUGAGUAAUAACACGAUGAUAAGCGAACUGCGAACAACAGUUAUAGAAACACAGUAAUCAAGCAAGUACUACUGUAUGUUGAUGGCGGGCGGCGCACAUGACCGACACAACUCUGCACCAGAGCUGGCAGAGCACCCCCCCCCGCCGGAUCCAUCCUUGUUUAAAUCCUUGCGUUUCACAAGCAAAACACAGCAUUCGCGUCCGUGUCGUCCAAUUUUUAUGACGCUUCGGCUUCGAGUUUGUAUAUCUGAUACAACAGGGUCGCUCAUCGGCUGUGUAUAUUACUUGUAAAUUCAGAUUAACGUAAACUUGAUAAAUGAUAGUACCAUUUUUUCGCGUUUCAGAAAACCUACCCGACGCAAUUAACUCACUGAACGACGCUAUCAAGGCAUGGCAUGAUAGAUCUCCUUGUAUUAGAUUUGUUCCGAAACAACCAAGUGAUGAACAUUUCGUUACUUUCUUCCGAGCUGCCGGGUGAGUAUCGCCACAGAAUAAAGAUCCAUACAGAAGGGCACUUACGUCGGAAGCUUUGAAGUUUCUGUCCUCGCGCAUUACGCAUGUUGGCCGCCAUUUUCCUAGCCAGUCAAUGACAUUUUCUGGCCAAUAGGCACGCUGUACUGGCUGGCUGUUCCGCCUUCAGCCCAGCCGAAGGCUGAGCACUAGGUUGAUAACGGCAAACUGAGGGCUUGAUAAUUCUUCAUAUUGUGCGAAAACCGAAAUCAAUAAUUGUUUUAUUAUUUAUUUAAAAAAUUAAAAACAAACAUUCGCAUUUUAUUUGUAUUAAAAAAAAACAACAAUUCCUUAGUCCUUUGGCAGCCGUCGUUGCGUCAUAUCAAUGGUGUCAGCGAGUCAAUAUGAUUCUCGUCGUCACAGUAAUAUGGCGCAAACGCGUCCAAAUUUUUUUCAUAUUGACUCUUUGACGUCAUUUUGCUAAUAUGAAUGUGAAAAAUCCGUAUUUGGUUAGCCAUUGAGUUGAUAUGACAAUUUUACAGUUGGCUGUUAGCCAAUCAGAAACCAGGAAUUUUUUCAAAUAAAUAAUAAUAUUAAUUAAUAAAUUAUUUACAUUCGGGUUAGUUAGUUGGUCAUUAGAUACUUUGCUAAUUGCCUAGUUUGUUGGCUAAUUUGUUAGUUAAUUAAGAAUUUUCUCCUCAAAAUUCACCUUAUUCUCUAUAGUUGCUGGGCGUCUGAUGUUGGAUAUCGUGGCAGAAAUUCGUUCGUUUCUAUUGGCCACGGUUGCGAGUACAAACACGUGAUGGUGCACGAACUUGGCCACGUGAUCGGUUUCUGGCAUGAACAAAGUCGACCUGACAGAGAUAAGCAUGUAAGAGUGGUCCCUGCGAAUAUUCUACCAAGUAAGUGUUAUUUUGAAUAUCUUGCUAAUAGUCCGUCUGACCCAACGCGAAAUAGCGGUCUUGAUAGGGGCCAACGCGCAAGUUUUAUAUUCCGCACGAAUUAUAUUAGAGAGGUUCAGAUUUGACUUCAACUAACGCUACCACUACCAACCUCUCACUGGCUCAGUACGCAUCUGACUGGUUAAUCGGAUAUAUCAAACGCAUCUGAUUGGUUAAUAGUCCCUUGAUGGUAGCGGUAGUGGAAGUCAAAUCUGAAUCUCUCUAAUGACUUGAACAGCCCUUCUGGGUCUUCUACUUUGAUUUCUUCCCAGAACUAGACUUUCCGUAGUUUUCUCCCUUAUCAUGUCCACCAUAAUUUUUUCGAUAUUUAAAUCUUCUUUCCCACCUUUCUCAUCACAUCAUCGUUAUCCUCCGUCCUCAGUUUUCCUUUGUCUCCAUCUCCAUAAUGUAUCCGUUCACUUUCAUAUCUUCUUAUUACAUGUCCAUAAUAUCUCAACCUUGCUUUCCUCGCCUUCUCUGUAAUAUCUACCACACCGGUACCACAUCUUCUGAUCUCUUCAUUCCAUCAUAUCUCUCACUAGCUCUCCUUCGUUCCUUCUUAUUACGUGUCCAUACAAUCUCAGCCUUGCUAUCCUUACCUUCUCUGCAAUUGCGAGGUUCAGAUUUGACUUCCACUACCGCUACCAUUAAGGGAUCAUUAACCAAUCAGAUCCGUUUGAUAUGUCCAAUUAACCAAUGAGAUGCGUACUAAGGUAGUGAGAGGUAGUGGUAGUGGAGGUCAAAUUUGAACCUCUAUAUUGUCUUAUCACGCCACAUCUUCUGAUCCUUCAUUCCAUAAUAUCUCUGACCAGCUCUCCUUCAUCUCUUAGAAUUCCAUGUCCACACCAUCUCAGCCUUGUUUUCUCACCUUCUCUGCAAUGUCUACCAUCCCUCACACCUUCUUCUGGCCUCUUCAUUUCUCAUCUUAUUUCUAUAUUCUUCAGUGGAGCCCCCAGAAUCCAGAUGUCUUAACAGCCUAAUUACUCCAUAGGUUUGCUGUACAACUUCGACAAGGUGACGUCAAAAACAGAUAGCCAUGGCGAGGAUUAUGAUUACGCAAGCAUCAUGCAUUAUCCUUUCAAUGCGUUCGCUUUAGAUCGUGCACGGCAGACACUGAUCCCACUGCAAGGACUGAAUGGGAAAAUACCUUAUGUUAAGUUGAGUGACUCUGAUGUCGCACAAGCCAACAAGAUGUAUAAUUGUAAGUUUGGAUCACAAAAUGUUGUCCCAGAUACAUCGUCGAAUUUCCUAUAUUACAACUGUAAACUAGGAGUUAGUUAAUGAGUUAAUGUAUGUGUCUUUAAUGGACCUUUAACCUUAUAACUAAAAUUUUGAUCUGGACAAAAAUUUCAUCACAGCUUUAAAGAGCAUCACAAAAUUAGUAAUAUUCCAAAGUUUCGUUACGAAAUGUUGUAAAAUGCGGAUAAUAUAGCCCUGCGAAGUUUGCCGUUUUUCAGUAAUUUUGUAAUACAAACGGGAAAUUGAUACCCAACACCCGAUUGGGGCUGUCAAUUUCCCGUUUGUAAUACAAAAUUACUGAAAAUUGCAAAUUUCGCAGGGCUAUAUUAUCCGCAUUUUACAACAUUUCGCAACGAAACUUCGGAAUAUUACUAAUUUUGUGAUGCUCUUUCAAGCUGUGAUGAAAUUUUUGUCUAGACUUGUCUAGAUCAAAAUUUUAGUUAUAAGGUUAAAGGUCCAUUCCCAUGGACCGAGAAUCCUCCAUUCCUACAAUAUGCGGCCGUAUGAUUAUAAUUGGGGCUUUGGUGUCGCAGUCCUCAGAGCACACUUCUGAGUUCUUGGGUUCGAAUCCCGCUACGGACUCAUGUGAAAAGAGUCAGUCAACGCUCUGCCGAAAGUCGUGAGUUUUCUCCGGGUGCUCUAGUUUCCUCCCACAGGAAAAGUUGACAGGGUGGGUUAGGAUAAACACGGUUAAGAAAGUAAUAUCUCAAUUGCUGUAAAGAUAAAAUAAUCUAGGCCGGGUAUGUAAUUAGGUAAGCGUAUUAUACUUGAUGUAAAGCGCAUUGAAUCAUAUCCACAUGCUUUUGCGCUAUAGAAAUGCUAACCGUAUAAUCGGAAUUUUACCUCCAGUGACAUGUGAGAAGAGUGCUUCCAGUUUGACUCUACCAAACACCGCCGGAUCUCUCCUGGUACUUUCGGUUUCACCAAGUAGAGGUGGUAGUUAGAGCUAUCCAGUAUAUGAAUAAAUAAAAUUAGUUUAAAGGGGCAAUGUCACCGAUAUUUGAGCAAUUCUAACCCUCGCAAAUUUUGCCCAAAACUGAAAAAGAAUGAGUGUAUAAGCACAAAAUAAAGCAAUAACAGACACAAAAAACAUGUACAGAAGUCUGGAUGGGCAAGAUUACGUCAGGAUUGAGAUGGAUUGUAAAUGGCAUCUUGAUUAAUUGUUGGCAGACACUUUUUCAAGUUUUAGUUAAUUUUUAUGAAAAUGUCAUGUUACAUGUUGCGUGGAAAUUCAAAGUUGUUUAUAUCAUACCUUAAUCCAUUUACAAUGUUUAUUUUUAACUUUGUAGUUCAGUUUUUGAAUAAAAGGCAUUUUAGGUAAAAAAUCGGUGACAUUGCCUCUUUAAUAUAAGUUUUUUUGUUUGUUUGUUUUAUUGUUCUUCUAGAUUAUUACAAAAUUAAAUAAGUUUUGUCUGACGUUUCGGUUUCCUAUAUGAAAACAAUUUUCGAAGACUUGAACGUUUGUUCAUUUUAUCCGUAAAUAAAACGAACAAACGUUCAAGUCUUCGAAAAUGGUUUUCGUAUAGGAAACCGAAACGUCAGACAAAACUUAUUUAAUUUUGUAAUAAUCUAGAAGAACAAUAAAACAAACAAAGAAUGAAUGAACCUGGAUUCAAACCUUUUAACGAAUAAGUAAUUUAGUGAAGGACAAAAGGUUAAGUCAGCCCCUUAAUUAUAAAUAUUACUUUCUAUUGUUAUUAUUUUCUAGGCGAUACUCCCGAUCUGGCAAAGAAAAAGGACGGUUAGUUUUGUCUUUAACUUUGGCUUGUUCAGUAUAAAUGUUCCCAACUAAAACAGUUAUAUAUUAUCCACUUUAGAUCGUGAUCGUGAUUGCAUUGAUGAACAUCCGCUGUGUUCAGAGUGGGCAAAUGCUAAUCACUGUUUCCGCAACCCAGAGCCGUUACUAUUGUUUUGCAAGAAGAGUUGUGAUAACUGCGGACCUUGUAUAGACGAGUCGUUAAAUUGUCCCAAACGUUAUGACUAUUUCGACUGUGUUGGAAAUGCUAACUUUGCUUUAAGAGAAUGUAAGGCCACGUGCAGAGUAUGUAAGCCAGGUAGGUUUUCCAAUCCCUGUGAUGGAAGAUCAUUGAUGCAGCGAUUUCAGAGAUGUACAGAGUGAAAAUACAAAGUAAUUCAAAUAAAGAGAUAAAAGAACACGAAAUUAACUUUCUAGCUGAAUAGCUUUAUUCGAGGGUGUAGUAAAAGCGUGCGAGGAUUUUAGGGAUUUUUUUGCGAGAUUUUUAAAGGAUAUUUUUGGCUAGAUUUUAGGUGGAUUUUCCAAGAGAGUUUGAGAUUUUCAGCUAUUUUUGUAGGAUUUUUCAGAUUUUUCAACACGCCCACAUGCAUUAAUCAUUGUGUUUCCACAAGCAAGAUAAAUUGUUUAUAUCAACUGCAUCUAAUAGCGCACAAUAAUAUUCUUACAUUUACCUUAUUUUCAGAUCCAACACCCCGACCAACAAAACCACCGACAGACCCUCCAACCCUCCAAGCUACUGAUCCCACAGUUAUACCUCUAACUCAGCCAUCCACUGCAGCCCCAACCACCGUAGCCCCAACCACCGUACGACCUGAAGUAAAAAACACCAUAAUUACUCGUCCAGAUAAAGAUUACUUUGGUACGUUGACUGAAAAAUGUAGAGACAGCAGAAUAGACCUAAUCCACUAAUCCGCGUGUUUGUGCUUGCAAUGGACCAUUUGCAUUAUAGACUAAAUUUUGGUCUAGACAAAAAUUUCAUCACAACUUGAAAGAGCAUCACAAAAUUAGUAAUAUUCCAAAGUUUCGUUGCGAAAUGUUGUAAAAUGCGGAUAAUAUAGCCUUGCGAAGUUUGCCGUUUUUCAGUCAUUUUGUAUUACAAACGGGAAAUUGAUGCACCAACACCCGAUUGGGCUGUCAAUUUCCCGUGCGUAAUACAAAAUGACUGAAAAAACGGCAAACUUCGCAAGGUUAUAUUAUCCGCAUUUUACAACAUUUCGCAACGCAACUUUGGAAUAUUACUAAUUUUGUGAUGCUCUUUCAAGCUGUGAUGAAAUUUUUGUCUAGACUUGUCUAGAUCAAAAUUUGUCUAUAAUGCAAAUGGUCCAUUGCUGCCACACAAUUCACAUUUUCAGAUAACUCACCAACAUAUCUAGCUACCAUUUCUAGCUACCAUAUUUUCAGAUAACUCACCAACAUAUCUAGCUAAUAUUUCAAAUCCGACUAUGAGGACUGGAGUAGAUUUCAAGUCCGCACAAUUUGAUCAAAUUGGAGUCCAGUCCUAAUUGGAGGAUUUGAAAUGACAUCUCAUACGAAUAUAUCACUACUUAAAGUGAGGUGAAUUGAUUUUGAUCCAGUCCUAGGACUGAAUGAAUAUUCUUCAUCAGAUAUCCAGUAUUCUCAUGUGAGCAAAAUAAAGCAAUAUGGUUAGCUAAUAUUUACUCACAUGCCUAGUUAUUACUGUCCUGAUAAUGUAAGCAUAGGUUACAAAGGUAACCAAGCGUUUAAAUUACAGAAACAUUUGACUUUCUAGCCAUUAGGCUUUCUGUUUCGUAGCCAUGUUUUCCCAAAGGUGGGCUGAACCAGGAAACAUUUUUCCCUGGCCAUGUUUCCAAAAGGUGGAAAAACCAGGAAACAUUGUUUCCUAAUCAUGUUUCCCCAAGGUGGAUAAACUAAGGUGGCUAAACCAGCUAGGAAACAUCGUUCCCAGAACAAAAUCACACGACACAUUUUUGCUUUCAACGAAGCAAAUUUUGUUUCUGAAACAAUUUAUAACGGUGGGCAAAGAGGGGUUGUAUUCAUUUCAGGAAACAUUUAAGAGGAGAUUUUUUGUAUGUUACGUAACACGCACUCAAAACUAAUGUGUAUAAUAUACCACUUGAGGUUAUGACUAAAUUCAAAAUUUUUAUUUUUCGAUACGUUUCUCAAUCGGCAAACAAACUUAAAAAGUAUGUUUAGUGCUUUAUCUGUAAAAUAAUGCUAAUAUGAAGAGAUUUUAGAUGAUACGCCAAAGAGAAAAUGAUGUCUGAAGUUCAGUAUAAGUUUUGCUUAUAUGGCUGUAAAUAUGGCGUCAAUUUUAAAGCAUCAUUGCUAAUUGUAUUUUAAUUGACAAUUUUUAACUAUUAUUUUAUGUUUCUCAACUGGCAGAUGCAUUUAAAAAGGUUGCUAACUCUAUAAACUAGAGAAUAAAGCUAAAACAAAGUAAUUUUGAGAGGAACGCCAAAAAGAUGUUAGGUUUCGAACACUUUUCAUUGCAAAUACGUGACAUUGAAAAAAAUUGCCUCUUAAAUUUCAAUAUUUCUGCAGCAAUGUUUGAAUGCUUCCUAGCUUUCUCUACUGCCUCGACAUCAUGUACCUAGACACUCCUAUAGCCAUGAACUGCCAUUCCUUAUGUACUUAUUUAUUUCCUAGGUGUGAUAUGUCUCGAUCGCAAUGAACUUUGUGAAGCUUGGAAAAACGAUGGUCGAUGCGAAGCAGACCAGUGGGUUUAUAGAAAUUGUCUGGUACAAUGUAACAGGAUUGAUAUUUGUGAUAUAGAAGCAUUUUCUCCGACAGGUAAAGUUGUGUCACCGAGUGUUUUCUUUGUUUUUGUACUAUAGUCUUCAAGCAAUGUGCCUUCGUUGAGAUCUUAAACUAUAUCAUUAGCACGUCUUUCUUACUUUUAAACGAUUGACAAGAUAAAGAUGUGCAUACUGAUGGUUACAUUUAAAGUCUUUAAAAGCAAGCGUGGCAAUUUUGAACUUGAUCCUUAAUCGAACAAGAAGCCAGUGUAGUUUUAUGAGGGUCGGAGUGAUGUGAUCAUGCUUAGGGAUAGAACAGAUAAGACGUGCUGCUGUAUUUUGUAGCCGUUGUGGUUUAGACAGAUGUACAUCUGUGACACCAAAUAGAAGACUGUUACAAUAGUCUAUCCUUGACAUUAUUAAUGCUUGUACCACAGACUUUCUAUCUUCAUAGCUUAAAAACAUUCGAAUAUACGUCUAAUGUUAUGAAGAUGAUAUACUAGGGAUUGACAAGUUUCAUUUAUAUGAUGUGACACAUUAAUUUUGUUAUCAAACCAUACACCAAGAUUUCUGCCACAGGAUACUACUGGAACAUCAUCUUGACCAAUGACAAUACUAGAGAUGUUAACCUUUUUGAGCUGAGCAGCGGUUCGAAUUAUUAAAAACUCUGUUUUCCAAUCAUUUAGCUUAAACUUAUCAACUGUCAUCCAAGUCUUAUAAAUUAAUUAUUGAACCAAAUGGCGCAGUAUGGGCGUAAGGCAGCACUUCCCUUGCGAUAGUAAUUUCUAGUUUAAUGCUUGCUAAAUCUUUAAUUACGUUUUUGUUUGCAGGCACAUGCGCAAGCUCGUUAGGGCUGAGUCGUUAUUACAAGAACGUGGCAGCUCUCCCAGACAGCAGUUUCCAAGCUUCUUCGUCGUUCUAUCCAGGUACGUGAUAUAAUGAAAAUGAAAAAGAAUUAUGAUUUGAAGUGUUGAUGGCUAGAAUAGCUAGAUGUAACGUUCAGUGUGUCUUCUCCUCUGUUACCGGGGC